Molecule: messenger RNA, 1740 nt
Organism: Apaloderma vittatum (bar-tailed trogon)
Lineage: Eukaryota; Metazoa; Chordata; Aves; Trogoniformes; Trogonidae
Gene: PRIMPOL
Product: primase and polymerase (DNA-directed)
Exons: 12
Coding region: 1-1740 (579 amino acids)
Biological process (GO): replication fork processing; mitochondrial DNA replication; response to UV
Cellular component (GO): nucleus; mitochondrial matrix
Molecular function (GO): chromatin binding; DNA-directed DNA polymerase activity
Source: RefSeq, a predicted model, not a curated record
AUGAACAGAAAAUGGGAAGAAAGACUGAAGAAAGUGGAAGAACGAGCAUCUUACUAUGAAAGAAACCCUCUUCCUACAGUUUAUAGACCAAAACUGUCCAAACCCUUUCUGCCAUCCUCUGUUUGGAAAAUAUUUUGUCGUCAGGCUGAAGCUUUCAAUUAUGUAAAAACCUGCAAAGAGGAUGUUCAUGUGUUUGCCUUGGAAAAGAACACACAAAGUGGACAGAGGUUUUACCUUGUGACAACAUAUAAAGAGCUUUGGUUUUAUUACACGAAAGGUUAUAAAACAAGUCUUAUGCAUUGCUACGAAGUAAUUCCUGAAAAAGAUGCUUGCAAACUUUAUUUUGAUUUGGAAUUCUACAAACCAGCAAAUCCCGGUGCAGAUGGCCAGAGUAUGGUUGCGAAGUUAAUUGAGUUUGUCAGCCAAAAAUUAAAAGAAUUUUAUGAUGUAAAUUGUUCAGCCAAAGAUGUCUUGAAUUUAGAUUCCAGUACUGAUGAAAAAUUUAGUCGACACUUAAUAUUUCUACCCCAAAAGACUGUAUUUAAGGAUAAUAUUCAUGUUGGUAACUUUGUGAGAACCAUCUUGCAGCCUGCCAUAAGGUUAAUAGAGAGUAAAGCUGCUGCCAUGAUUCCCGAAGAAGGAGCAGAACAUGUUUUCCAUGCAGAAACAGUUGGGUUAGCUGGUUCUCUUACAAACCUCACAGCUGUCGAAGGGGCUUCCAGAGGCUGGCCAGCCAGCGGACACAAAACAAAGGAUAUGGAAACAUCAUACCAGGGAGAGAAUUUGGAUUUUUCUUUUUUAAUAGUAAAUGAUAAAGAAGGCAACAAACAACUUUUUGUGGAUCUAGGAGUUUAUACAAAGAAUAGAAAUUUCCGGAUGUAUAAAUCAUCAAAAGCAGGAAAAAAUGUGAUUCUGAAAAUAGCAGAGGAUAAUCAAUUCCUCCCUAACUGUGAAGAGAAUGUUUCCAUGGAAGAAGCAUAUUUUCUUUCUUCUCUGAUCUGCAACAUUAGAGUAGGGGCUGACACAAAAAUUCUGUCAUCUGGCUUUUCAGAGGAUGAGAGAAAAAUGUCUGCUCUUCUAAACAGUAAAACUACCAGAAGCAGUAGAGAUUCUCUGGAAGGUUAUCAGGCUUCGCCAUACCCAGAAAUUGAUUGCUUUGUUCGUUCUUUAGUUAAUAAAGAUGGGGUACAAGGAGGGAUACGGCGAUGGAAUUAUUUCUCUCUGGAACAAAUACUCGUCUAUGAUAUUUCUGGUUACCGUUGGUGUGAAAACAUUGGACGAGCUCACAGAAGUAACAAUAUAAUGAUUCUGGUAGAUUUAAAGAAAGAAGUCUGGUAUCAAAAGUGCCACGAUCCAGUCUGCAGAGAAAACAACUUCAAAUCACAAAGUUUUCCAUUGCCACCUAGGAUAUGUCUGCCUUUUCUUUUUAAAGAGGAAGAAGAGUAUCCACUGAUGGAUGAAAGGGGGAACACAGAAGAAAAAGUAAAACCACAUUCUAAUGCAUCAGACUUGUCAAAAAGCUCAGUAUCUCUACAAGAAAGCUUGUCUCAAGACUUCCUGUUGUCAGACAGUGACUGGGACAACGCAAACGAUGAUGCCUAUUUCCUAGAAGUUACUGAAGAUGUGGAAUUAGCUGAAGCUGCAAAUGAUAGUCUCAGUUAUGCCAUGGAAGAAAUUCCUGAUGAAGUUCUUUUGGAAGCUUUAACGAAGCAGGACCCAUGUAACAAAGGCAGCAGUUAA